AAACGACCAUGAGCUGUUUUGUCAUGAACCGCUUCCUCAGACGAUCACCCUGAACCGAGCAUUACGCUAAUCUUAGCUAUAUUAGCCAAGUUAGCUGUAAUUGCAGCUAACAGGCUAACGUUAAUCUUAGCUAGUAAGUACGCAGAAACCACUGCGCUAUUUGUGCCGAUUUAUUGAUGUUGUUCGAUGACCGUCGAGCAAACAAGCGCCGCAUUUAUUGAACAGUAACUGGAUUGAUAUCCUUCAGACGGGACCUCUUCCUCCACCCUGGGUAGCUUACUAGCCAUGUCCUCACAGCAACCCAACAGCUCAGCCUCCAACAGCCCCACCAACAUCUUGGGUUCUCCUUUCUCAGUCAUCAGUCCCUCACUUAACUCCCCAGGGGUCUCACCCUCACUCGGAUUUGGACCCAUCAGCAACAGUCAGAUCUCUUCUUCAGCACCUAUAUCAGGGAUGCACUCAAUCAGCAGCUCUGAAGAUAUCAAGCCUCCCUUUGGCCUGAGGCCUAUGCCAUCUCACAGCCCUGGAAUAAUGUUGUCUCAGAAACGCAUGUGUGUCAUCUGUGGAGACCGCUCUUCUGGCAAGCACUACGGAGUGUACAGCUGUGAGGGUUGCAAAGGUUUCUUCAAACGAACUGUACGCAAAGACCUUAGCUAUACCUGCAGAGAUAACAAAGAGUGCCUGGUCGACAAACGCCAGCGCAAUCGCUGCCAGUACUGCCGCUACCAGAAGUGCCUGGCCAUGGGCAUGAAGAGGGAAGUGAUCAAACAUGUAAAGUGGAUAAAAGAAGAUGGAAAAGAUGAGGGAUGGAUGACGGUCCAGGAGGAGCGCCAAAGGAACAGAGAGCGUGAAGAGGGGCUUGAGUUCAGCGUCGGAGUGAAUGAGGAGAUGCCCGUCGAGAAGAUUUUAGAGGCAGAAACUGCUGUGGAGCAGAAGACCGAGCUUCACUCUGAUGGUGGUUCUGCAGGCAACUCGCCCCAUGAUGCAGUUACCAACAUCUGUCUGACUGCGGACAAACAGCUGUUUGCCUUGGUGGAGUGGGCAAAGAGAAUCCCUCAUUUCUCUGAACUGCCCCUUGAUGACCAGGUCAUCCUCCUGCGUGCAGGGUGGAAUGAGCUCCUCAUUGCCUCGUUCUCCCAUCGCUCCAUUGGUUUGAAGGACGGAGCUCUCCUGGCCUCUGAGCUGCAGCGCGACAGUGCACACAGCGCAGGAGUUGGAGCAAUUUUCGACAGGGAGAGCGUGCAGAGUGCAGAGGUCGGCGCCAUAUUCGACAGGGUUCUCACCGAGCUCGUCAAUAAAAUGAGAGAUAUGCAAAUGGACAAAACGGAGCUGGGCUGCCUCCGAGCCAUCGUCCUGUUCAACCCAGAUGCUAAGGGGCUGUCCAACACUGGCGAGGUGGAGCUCCUCAGAGAAAAGGUCUAUGCAUCAUUGGAAGCCUACUGCAAACAGAAAUACCCAGAGCAGCAGGGAAGGUUUGCUAAGCUUCUUCUUCGACUGCCAGCACUGCGAUCCAUUGGCUUGAAGUGCUUGGAACAUCUUUUCUUUUUCAAGCUGAUCGGUGACACACCUAUUGACACUUUCCUCAUGGAAAUGCUUGAAGCUCCCCAUCAGUUGUCAUAAAUAGGAAAGGCGUACUGUGGUUAGGUUGAGAUAGCUGAAGUCUGGGAAGCUGGAGUGGGACUGGAGUGGCACUUUAAGUUCUUUGAAGAUUUGUCAAUUUGUCUCACUGCUGUCUGGGUUACACUAUUUUACUGCAGCACAGAUUUGCUCUUCAGACCAAACCGAAGGCUUGGCACGAUCUACAAGCUGGUGCUAUAUGUUGAAAUAACUUCAUGAGUAACUAUGGUUUAAACAAAAAAGUAUUUUUAAAAAUGUAAACAUAUACAUAUUUCCCUCACAGGAGCUAUAAUUUGGGUAUAACUUUUUAUAUAAGCUUUUUAGACAAAGUCUAACAUCAAGCUUCAGUUGUUUCUCCAACUGAACUGAUCCCCAAAACCUAUUUUUUAAAAGGAAGGACACCUGAAUCAUGUGUAAUGCAUUAAGGAAGCAGUCUUCUUUUUUUUUUUUUUUUUUAUCAUUUUUAAAUCAAGCCAGCUCUAAAAGAAUAUAAUUGUACCAAACAGUCACCUUGAGCGGUGUCCGAACGCAGCUCUGAGUUUACUUGUAUCCAUUGCAGAAGAUUAAAUCCUAACGGUGACCCUGUGAUAGAAGACGAGUCGGCGGUCGAUGCUGUCCGGUUUGACUUGUCCGUGUUGAUUGAGGGAUCAGCUUUAUGUGUCUGGUAAUAUACAGUUAGUGUUGUUUACUUCUUUGCCAUUUUAUAAAUCGAAUCACUUUGUGGUUAACGAUUAAACUGCACUGCACACUUGCUAUGUACUAUUUCUAAAACACUUUUAAAAUAUUGCCUGGCCUUUAAAUAGUCAGGCGUAUGUAUUUUGGUGCUAUUUCAGUAAUAAUUUGACAUAAUUGCAGAUGCACACCAAGCCACAAACCUAAGAAAAUAUGCAAAACUGAAAAUCCCUUUGUUAAUCUUUGUUAAAAAUGUAGCAAUAUAAAAUGUUAACUGCAUAAGAGCUUUCUGCCUGUCAGUCAUUCAGGGGUUUUACUAAGUAAAUCGUGUCUGGUGGAAAGGGAAUACUCCAUUUUGUAAUUUAUCUAUACAAUUCAAAGGUACUGUGCAAAAAUGAUUGUUCAGGGAAAAUGUAUAUUGACAAAUUUGAAUUAUGAUCAGGAUAUACAAUUCUAUAAUUCUUAAUAU
Molecule: messenger RNA, 2758 nt
Organism: Anarrhichthys ocellatus (wolf-eel)
Lineage: Eukaryota; Metazoa; Chordata; Actinopteri; Perciformes; Anarhichadidae
Product: retinoic acid receptor RXR-beta-A-like
Exons: 12
Coding region: 286-1620 (444 amino acids)
Biological process (GO): regulation of DNA-templated transcription
Cellular component (GO): nucleus
Molecular function (GO): zinc ion binding; sequence-specific DNA binding; nuclear steroid receptor activity
Source: RefSeq, a predicted model, not a curated record